Messenger RNA from Tarenaya hassleriana, 1214 nucleotides. Its product is annotated as homoserine kinase. Gene Ontology annotation, molecular function: homoserine kinase activity; ATP binding. Lineage: Eukaryota; Viridiplantae; Streptophyta; Magnoliopsida; Brassicales; Cleomaceae. The record is from RefSeq and is a predicted model, not a curated record. Gene Ontology annotation, biological process: L-threonine metabolic process. The transcript is spliced from 2 exons. Bases 322 to 1065 code for a protein of 247 amino acids.
CCAAAACCCAAACCUUUGUCGCCGAUUUGUGCUAAAGUCUCCGUCUUGAAAUGCAGAGCGUCCGUACAAACCCUCGUCGCCACCGAGCCAGAACCGGUCUUCACCUCCGUCAAGACUUUCGCGCCGGCGACCGUCGCCAAUCUCGGCCCCGGAUUUGACUUCCUCGGUUGUGCCGUCGAUGGCCUCGGUGACCACGUCACGCUCCGCGUGGAUCCCAGCGUCCGCGCCGGCGAGAUCUCUAUCACCGACAUCACCGGCACAACCACCAAACUCAGCACGGAUCCUCUCCGUAAUUGCGCGGGAAUCGCCGCCAUUGCCACCAUGAAGAUGCUCGGGAUCCGAUCGGUGGGUCUGUCUCUGGCUCUGCACAAAGGCCUCCCAUUGGGUAGUGGCCUGGGCUCGAGUGCCGCAAGCGCUGCCGCAGCCGCCGUGGCGGUGAACGAGAUCUUCGGUCGGAAACUGGGUGACAAAGAGCUGGUCUUAGCCGGACUGGAGUCGGAAGCCAAAGUCUCCGGUUAUCACGCCGACAACAUCGCGCCGGCGAUCAUGGGUGGGUUCGUUCUGAUCAGAAGCUAUGACCCACUUGACCUAAAACCCUUGAGAUUCCCCGCGGAGAAGGAUCUGUUCUUCGUGUUAGUGAGCCCUGAGUUCCAGGCUCCGACCAAGAAGAUGAGGGCAGCGUUGCCUUCGGAGAUUCCGAUGGUUCACCAUGUCUGGAACAGUAGCCAGGUGGCGGCUCUGGUGGCGGCGGUGCUGGAGGGAGACGCGGCGAUGCUCGGGAGGGCGCUGUCAGCGGACAAGGUGGUGGAGCCGAAGAGAGCGCCAUUGAUUCCUGGGAUGGAAGCAGUGAAGAAGGCGGCUUUGGAGGCCGGAGCUUUCGGCUGCACCAUUAGCGGCGCCGGGCCGACAGCGGUGGCGGUUAUCGACUCAGCUGAGAUGGGAAAGGAGAUCGGACAGAGAAUGGUCGAAGCAUUCUUUAAAGCUGGGAACUUGAAGUCGACUGCUUCUGUGACGAAGCUUGAUAAGGUCGGUGCUAGGCUUGUCAGCAGCAGCAACUCCGAUUGAUGUUUGUUUCAUUUUAUGGCAUUGUUCUGUCCCAUGGCACAGAUCUUUACUUGUGGAAUAAAACUAGAUUUUCGUUGUCCGGACACCAAUUCCACGCCAGGGAUAUAGGUUUGAACUUGAACCGAGUGGAAAGGAAAGUAGGUUGCUUA